AUGGAGCUUGCAGCUGAAUUAAAAUGUUGUAGUGAACUGGCAAUCAGUAAUUCCCAAAAAAUUGAAAGCUUAGAGACUGAAACAACAAAGCAAGAAGAAGACAAUAUUCCAAAGAAUAUUAGAGCUCAGCACAAUCAAGAUAUCAAAGUUUGGGAGGAUGAUGAAUGUACUUUUCUUAAAACCAGAGCAACAUAUCACAUACUUAAAUCUUUACCUUCCAAUGAUUGCAUUAUUGUCACAGGCAGUUCGGGUUGUGGUAAAUCUUCAAACAUUCAUCAUGCUGCCUUACAGUUGCGUGACAGGUGGGGAUAUGAGAUAAUACCUGUUUUAACAGGACCAAUAGACAUUAUAAAUUAUUAUAAUGAAAGCAAAAAACAAGUGUUUGUUGUAGAUGAUAUUUGUGGAAAAGAAUCUAUCAAUAUUCAGACAUUAAACAAUUGGAGAGAUAAUUCAGAAAGAUUGGAGAAAAUAUUCAAAACUGUAGAACAUGAAACUAACAGCACUUUUUCACAGAUAACAGGUUCAAAGUUAAUGAUUUCGUGUAGGUUACAUAUAUAUAAAGAAGAACAGUUUCAAUUAUUUAAGUUACUCACAAGAAAAGAAUGUAAUUUAUUAUCAACAGAUAUGUGCCUGCUGCAAGACGAAAGAAAGUUAAUGUUGGAAAAGUACAUACCAAAGGCCAUUACUGACAGUGUAAUGAAAGUCGAUGAAAAAGUUGAUUUCUUCCCUUUGCUCUGUAAAUUGGCAAAAUGUAAAACAACAAAAGAAGUCAUUGAACUUUUUACAGCUCCUGUGGAUAGCAUUAUAGAGAACAUAAACCACAUUGUUAGUGAAAAAAAAGAACAGUUUUUUGCUCUUGCUCUAUGUUUAUUAUUUGAUGAUAAAUUCAAUACAGAUUGGCUUAAAUUGAAAUCAAUUUCAGCGGAGGAGAAGAAGGACCGGCUUGCAGACAUUCUUAAAGAAUUUGAAAUAGAUUUAUCCAAGGAAAUGCAAAGAAAUGCUUUAAAAUCUGGGUUUACAACUUUAGAAGGCACAUAUUUAAAGAAAAUAGGCAGCGAGUACAGAAUUAUACAUGACAAAAUUCAUGAAAUGGCAGCUGUAACCUGUGGCCAGCGCCUUCCAGAAUGUUUUAUAAAAUAUGCUCCCCCUGAAUUUAUUCGUGACCAUUUCAUCUUUAAAUCUGUCAUAGAAGGACCUGUAAAGAAUGAUGUUAUAUUACUAUCAUUUGAUACAGAAAAAGAGUAUUUUGAAAGAUUGUUGAGUGAUUUAAAAAAAAAAUCGGCAUCAUGUGGCUAUCUUGAUCUAGUUCAGUUUUUGGUUGAUACUGUUAAAUGUAAUGUAAACUUUAAAAAUGAAAGUCCAGCUUUAUAUAAAGCCUUAGAGGGAGGAAAAACAGAUGUUGUUAAAUUUUUAUGCGAGAACAAUGCUAGCGUUUCAAAGUGGAACAUGUAUGGAAAUUCCCCAUUGCAUUUGGCUUGUAAAGGAGGAUUUACAGAUACAGCUGAGUUGUUAUUGGAGAACAAUGCUGAUGUCGCUAAGUGUAACGACAGUGGAGAGUCUCCAUUGUAUGUGGCUUGUAGAGGAGGACAUGUAAAUACAGUAAAACUUUUAUUGCUGUACAAUGCUAGUGUUUCGCAGUGUGAUAAACAUGGAGGACGGUCACCGUUACAUAUAGUGUGUGAUAGAGGAAAUGCAGAUGUUAAUCUUUGUGAUAAAGAAGCACAUACACCAUUAGAUACUGCUCGUAACUCAGAAUUUAGUGAAAUUGUAACACUUCUUGAGGAAAGUCUCGGCUUGCAAACACCGCAUUUAAAAUAA
This is a messenger RNA of Mytilus trossulus (common blue mussel), 1818 nucleotides long. RefSeq lists its product as uncharacterized. Gene Ontology annotation, molecular function: protein binding. The record is from RefSeq and is a predicted model, not a curated record. The transcript has 5 exons. NCBI's taxonomy places the organism in Eukaryota, Metazoa, Mollusca, Bivalvia, Mytilida, Mytilidae. The coding region runs from base 1 to 1818 and encodes 605 amino acids.